GCGCUGGGGGCCACGAUGGAGCGCGGCGGCUGCUCGGGGGGCGGGAGCAGCGGCGGCGAGGGCGGCCGCGGUUCCCGGGAGGGCCCGGCGGGGAACGGCCACGACCCGAGCCACGGCCGCGCGGCCCAGGCACCCGGGGAAGGGCAGGCGGCCGCGUCCUUACUGGCCCCCAUGGACCUGGGGGAGGAGCCGCUGGAGAAGGCGGCGCACGCCCGCACCGCCAAGGACCCCAACACCUACAAGGUGCUCUCGCUGGUAUUGUCAGUCUGUGUGUUAACAACAAUCCUUGGUUGUAUAUUUGGGCUGAAACCAAGCUGUGCCAAAGAAGUUAAAAGUUGCAAAGGUCGCUGUUUUGAGAGAACAUUUGGAAACUGCCGCUGUGAUGUUGCUUGUGUUGACCUUGGAAACUGCUGUCUGGAUUACCAGGAGACGUGUAUAGAACCAGAACACAUAUGGACUUGCAGCAAGUUCAGGUGUGGUGAGAAAAGAUUGCCCAGAAGCCUUUGCUCCUGUUCGGAUGACUGCAGGGACAAGGGUGACUGCUGUGUCAACUAUAGCUCUGUGUGCCGAGGAGAGAAGAGUUGGGUAGAAGAAACAUGUGAGAACAUUAAUGAGCCAAAGUGUCCAGCAGGGUUUGAAGCACCUCCUACCCUCUUAUUUUCUUUGGAUGGCUUCAGGGCAGAAUAUUUACACACUUGGGGUGGCCUUCUUCCUGUUAUUAGCAGACUAAAAAACUGUGGAACAUAUACCAGAAACAUGAGACCAGUAUAUCCAACAAAAACUUUUCCCAAUCACUACAGCAUUGUCACUGGACUUUAUCCAGAAUCCCAUGGCAUAAUUGACAAUAAAAUAUAUGAUCCCAAGAUGAAUGCUUACUUUGCACUUAAAAGUAAAGAGAAAUUUAAUCCUGAGUGGUACAAAGGAGAACCAAUUUGGAUCACUGCUAAAUAUCAAGGCCUGAAAAGUGGUACAUUUUUCUGGCCAGGAUCAGACGUGGAAAUUAAUGGAAUUUUCCCAGACAUCUAUAAAAUAUAUAAUAGUUCAGUACCAUUUGAAGAAAGGAUUUUAGCUGUUCUUAAGUGGUUGCAGCUUCCUAAAGAUGAAAGACCACACUUUUACACUCUGUAUUUAGAAGAACCAGAUUCUUCAGGUCAUUCAUAUGGACCAGUCAGCAGUGAGGUCAUCAGAGCUUUGCAGAGGGUUGACAACAUGGUUGGCAUGCUGAUGGACGGUCUAAAGGAGCUGAACUUGCAUCAGUGCCUGAACCUCAUCCUUGUUUCAGAUCAUGGCAUGGAACAAGGCAGUUGCAAGAAAUAUGUGUAUCUGAAUAAAUAUUUGGGAGAUGUUAAAAAUAUUAAAGUUGUAUAUGGACCUGCCGCUCGCUUGAGACCCUCUGAUGUCCCGGAUAAGUACUUUUCAUUUGAUUAUGAAGACCUUGCCAGAAAUCUUUCCUGCCGGGAGCCAAACCAGCACUUCAAACCUUACCUCAAGCAUUUCUUACCGAAGCGUUUGCACUUUGCCAAAAACGACAGGAUUGAGCCCUUGACAUUCUAUUUGGAUCCUCAGUGGCAACUUGCAUUGAAUCCUGCAGAAAGGAAGCAUUGUGGAAUUGGAUUCCAUGGUUCUGACAAUAUAUUUUCAAAUAUGCAAGCUCUCUUUAUCGGCUAUGGACCUGGCUUCAAGCACAGCAUCGAAGUUGACUCUUUUGAAAGUAUUGAAGUCUAUAAUUUAAUGUGUGAUUUACUGAAUUUGUCACCUGCUCCUAAUAAUGGAACUCAUGGAAGUCUUAACCACCUUCUAAAGAAUCCUGUUUACACCCCAACGCAUCCCAAAGAAGCCCACCCCCUGGCACAGUGCCCCUUCACAAGAACGCCCAGACAUAACCUUGACUGUUCAUGUGAUCCCUCUGUUUUGCCAGUUGUGGAUUUUGAGAUACAGUUGAAUUUGACUGUGGCAGAAGAGAAGGUUAUUAAGCGUGGCACUGUACCCUAUGGAAGACCCAGAGUUCUCCAGAGGGACAGCACAGUUUGCCUUCUUUACCAGCACCGGUUUGUGAGUGCUUACAGCCAUGACAUCCUGAUGCCCCUUUGGACAUCCUACACUGUCGACAGAAAUGACAGUUUCUCUACAGAAGACUUUUCCAACUGUCUCCACCAGGAUCUUCGAAUUUCCCUGAAUCCUGUCCAUAAGUGUUCAUUUUAUAAAAAUAAUGCUGAACUGAGUUACGGGUUCCUCUACCCACCACAACUAAAUAAAGGUUCAAGUCAACUAUAUUCUGAAGCAUUGCUUAAUACUAACAUAGUGCCAAUGUACCAGAGUUUUCAAGUUAUAUGGCACUAUUUUCAUGGCACCCUACUGCACAGGUAUGCAGAAGAAAGAAAUGGUGUCAAUGUUGUCAGUGGCCCUGUGUUUGACUCUGAUUAUGAUGGAUGCUAUGAUUCCUCAGAGACCCUGAAGCAAAACAGCAGACGCAUCCGUAAUCGAGAAAUUCUGAUCCCGACUCACUUCUUCAUUGUGCUAACCAGUUGUAAAAACACAUUCCAGACUCCCUCACAGUGUGGAGAUUUAGACACCUUAGCUUUCAUUUUGCCUCACAGGACUGACAACAGUGAGGGCUGUGUGCAUGGGAAGCAGGACUCCUCGUGGGUUGAAGAGUUACUGAAGUUACACAGAGCUCGGAUCGCAGAUGUCGAACACAUCACUGGACUCAGCUUCUAUCAAGAGAGAAAAGAGCCAAUCUCAGACGUUUUAAAGUUGAAAACACAGUUGCCAACUUUUAACGAAGAAGACUGAUAUUUUUUAUUCCAAAAAACACAUCAUAAAUGUUUUUGAAAGAACCUUCUAUUUUAUACAGCCCUCUGUUCACGCUGUCGCGUUGUUUGGAAACUGUCGACCAGAGUUAGAGCUGAGAAUCCUCUGUGAUACGACCGUCUCAGGGAACCCUGUGGCCUCGGCCUGGCAGUAGGAAAAUGUUCUUCUUGAGUCUCGCACAUGUUUGAAUGUGUCAGAAUCGUUCCGAUUUGGGAAAUAAAGACAGACCAUACCUAAAACUGCUCUUCUAUAUUCCCUUAAGGGCAGAAGUAGCUGUGAACGUUGUCUGGACACCAGACAUUUGAAUCUUCCUUUCGUUAAUAAACUUCUGUGGGACUGGCAAACAGGGCGCUAAUGGAUAGGAUUGGAAUAAUCCGUGUUACAGCAUUAGUAUUUUCGUAAGAAUUUAAAAGUGAUUCUGGAUUCUUUUUAACUUGGAGUUUUAUUCAUCUGAGUUUUAACCAAAAAAUUCAGUGGAAGUAAAAAUAUCUCUGAGGCCCUCUUUCUGUCUUUUCUGUAUACCCUUUCCAAAGCCAAACUAUGCAGUCCUGUGGGUUUUUGUUUUUAAUUGUGAUUUAGCAAUUUCAGAUUUAAUGUCUUUAGCAAGUUAAACUUUGAGGCAACAUCUGUGAAUUAUCUAGCAUAUCUACCUGCUAUAAAAUUUUACCCUACAUUUGCAUUAAAGAAAAGAAAGAUAUUCCCAUCCUGCUCACUGGUAAUUAACAUAGGUUGAAAAUAGCUCUAAAGUAGUUGUUUUAGACUGUUAAAAAUGUCUUGAUGAAACUUCAGAGAGCUUGUCAAUACAUGCAAGGUGACAUUUUUCAUCAAGGUGGUAGGAACAUUUUCCUCUGUGCAUAAAAAUGACCCCACCAGUAGCAGAAUCAUGCUGAAUUGUUCAUUUUGUUGAAGAGAAUGUGUAGCCAUUGCUUUAUAUCUUCUUGGUGGUCAUGAUAAAUGAACUUGAUCCACUAUAUACACUAUACCUGUUAGUCCUGGCCUGUGGACCUCCAAAGGUUACUUUCAUUUUUGGCUACAUGGGUUUGAUUUAGGUGUUAUAUUAGUACACCACAAUUUUUAUUGUCGUUCAUAUGUUGAUCAUUCUUCAACAGACUGUGGACCACAAAAUCCUUUAGAUAAUACAAUUUAUGUCUAAAAAUUAUUUAAUAAUUUGGAAGAUGUCAUUGGUUUUUGUAUUAGUCCCAUUGGCCUGGAGGGUUUGUACAUUGUAUUGUUUUGUUUAUUUUUUUUUUUUCUUCCAGUCUGUCUUCUCUCUGUUUUCCGUUUGGGUCAUUUCUAUUGUUCUAAGUUCACUGAUUAUUUUCUCUCUCUAAUCCAUUUUGUUGUUGAGCCCAUCCAUUGAUUUUUGUAUUUCAGUUACUGUUUUUGUUUUUGUGUCUAAAAUUUCCAUUUGGUUCUUCUUCAUAUCUUUUAUUUCUUUGCUGAGAAUUUGUAUUUUUAUUUUGGCUGAGACUUUGUAUUUUCUCACUUAUUCCAUGCAUAUUCAUAAUAUUCACUGAAGCAUUUCUGUGAUGGCUGCUGUAAAAUUCUUUCAAAUAAUGCCAGCAUCUGCAUCAUCUCAGAUGUUGGCAUCUUUUGUCUUUUUUUCAUUGAAAAAGAUUUUCCUGGUUCUUGGCAUGAUGGAUGAUUCUUGAUGAAAACCUGAAUACUUUAGGUAUUAUGUGGCUAGGGAUCUUAGUUAAACCUUCUGUUUUAGCUGACUUUCUCUGGCAUCAGCCUAGCGAGGGCACGGGGGCCUAGUGUGGGAAUGAAGGACACUGUCUAGUUAUUUCCAGGUGUGGCUAUGAGUCCAGGUUUUCCAUUCAGCUGCCAUUGACACUAGGGGCGAGAUGGGACCCUUGUCACUGCUGGGCAGGCUGGGAGUGCAGCUCCCCACUGGGUCACCAUUGAUGCCUCCCUGGCUGGGACGUGUAGGGUGUCUUGUCACUGCUCCCACGUCGUGUCCACUGACACUAUUGGCAGGAAAGCUGGGAAGACUUUAUUAUGACCAGGUGGGGGUGAAAUGACCAGUUCCCUGCUCAGCCUUCUCAGAAAUCACCCUGUCAUGGGAGUGAGGGCACUUCAUUACAGCCUGCCAAGAGUGGAAGUCUAGGCUCCCCGCAUGGCCUUUGCUGGUGUGGGUGGGGCCGUGGCAUUUUCUGUGGGGUUUGCUGGAGUGGUGCAAUUACUGUUCUCUCUCUUGCUAGGCUGCUUGUCUUCUAGUCCUUUGGCUAGAGAGCAGGACUUUCUUAGGACUUCUUUUUGGCUGCUCUGUUGGCAUUUAUAGGUUGGGAACUCUUCAGUUCCAAGUCUGGGACAUUUGAGCUAAAAGAGCAAACUCAGGAGAACUUAUCACAGUUUUGUUCCUUGGGUUCCAAGAUCCCUAGCCUGCCUGCCUUGUCUCCACCUUUGAGAAUCUUCCUAUUUUUGUUUUAUGUAUAUCUAAGCUUUUUAUCUGCACUUAGCAGAAGGAUAUAUACUUCUUUGUAGAAGUGUCUCAUUGAUUUUUAUAUAUUCUUCAAAAUACAUGCAGACACAUGAUUGCCUCUAUGUAAAGCAUUCUAGCAGAUCUUAAUUAAAUGGGUAGGUGUCUCUUGCCUUUGCCAGUCACCAGGAAUAUGAAGAGUGACAAGUUAUAAUCCUUACAGUUUGGGGGAGGGAGAGAAGGCAGCAGAAGUGUAUGUGAUUCCUAAGGGGGGGCGGUAGAUUUUUUAAUGGAGCCACGGGCAGGGUGCUAGGGAGGACAAAGAACACACUGGGUGGGACUUGACAGGUCUCAGCAGUAACUUCCUAGAUGUGGUGGCAUUGGGCUAGAACUUGAAGAUGAAUUGGAGCUCUUCAGGUGAACAGGCAAGGAAAGGACAUUCUAACAUCCCUUGGAUAGAUGUGUUUUUGGCAUUUUCCCAUUUACCACUACUUUUGAUCUUUUCUACAGGUGUUGCUAUGACCAACUUAUGACUUACAACUUUUAUUUUUCCUACACUGUUAUUAUAAUCUCCUGUUCUUAAAAGUCAGACUGUAAGUGAAUGCUAUGCUGACUCUUUAAAGGGCAUCCACAUCUGUUCCUAUUAGUUUUUUUUUUUUUUCAGUUGCUCUUAUGCAGUAUUCUUAUUCUUAUCUUGAAAGAGAUCUCUCCUCUUACUAUUUCAUCAGUUGAAAACAUGUGACUGGCCUACUUCCCCAGUUUGAAUGGUAAAUUCACAUGACUAUAUUUGAAAAUGUCUUUACCCUACUGUGUACAAUAAAGGCUAUUCUUGGCUUUUCAUAUGCAAAGCAAAACCUUUACUUAUCCCUAACUUUAUUGCCCUGCCUCUGAUCAGUACUUCCUUAAUGAGGUAAAUAACUUCCAUAUAAGAUUUCAUAGCUAAGUCAGCUCAUUCAUGGCAGAGCAAACAACCAGGUGGAACUUAAAAAUAUUUCCAAGUUUCAGAGAAAAGAGGGCAAACCUUAGGGGGAAGAAGGCAAAUGUUCCGGUGCCAGGAGGGCAGGUCAACGUUAGGCUAGUUGGUCUAGUCCUGUUUUAGACCAGAUUGGAGCUAAGACCACCUACUUCCCCAGGAGAGGCUGUUACACCCUGACCUUUACUUUUUUCUGUCGUUAGCUACAGUAGCUGUACUGCCUUGACCUGUGGGUACGUGCUUAUCUAUAAUAGGAACAGGCAUUUGAACUUUGAAACUAAAUGUGGUGAUUACACUUCAUGCUGAAACCUAUCACAGGGAUUUGGUGUGUGGGUGCUUUCGUAAGCAUUAAGUAAAAUUUUAACAUGGCUACAGUCCAAGGAUGUUUUCCUUGUUUUUUGGCAGUCUCAAUAUUAUCAGGGAGAGGGAAGAAUCUACAGAAUAUAAGUCUCUAAAGUAAGAAAUGUGGAUUUACCAAUAAAAGUUGUAUAUACAGAA
Leopardus geoffroyi (Geoffroy's cat) is the source of this 6704-nucleotide messenger RNA. RefSeq names its product ectonucleotide pyrophosphatase/phosphodiesterase 1 (gene ENPP1). The coding region runs from base 16 to 2793 and encodes 925 amino acids. Gene Ontology annotation, biological process: inorganic diphosphate transport; ATP metabolic process; regulation of bone mineralization. Gene Ontology annotation, cellular component: cell surface. The record is from RefSeq and is a predicted model, not a curated record. Gene Ontology annotation, molecular function: polysaccharide binding; scavenger receptor activity; dinucleotide phosphatase activity. Lineage: Eukaryota; Metazoa; Chordata; Mammalia; Carnivora; Felidae. The transcript has 25 exons.